AUAAAAUUAGAAAUUGAAGCAGGCUUAUUCCUAUAGUGCUCUUUCCAUGAAAAAUCACUUACACAUAAGUUCGUGAUUUGCAUGAAUACAUUUAGAAAUAUCUACUAUAUUAUAUGUGAAGUGCCUUACACACAAUCAUUAUGCCAAAUAAACUACAGAUCGGGAGUUUCCAUUACGUAUCUUAGAAGAUAUUCAUAAAUACGAAACCUUAGCACGUUUGAGACAAGCGUUUGACAAUAAGGUUUAAUUAAUAGAAGCAUACUUUUAGGAAUUCAUGUGGAUCAAAUUUUUAAUGUGCUGUAGAAAAAUAUUUCUUCAACUCAACUAUACUUUUGCGGAAUUAGCAUCAAAUAGAUCAGAAUCUAUUAUUAUCAUAUGAAACAAGUAAUAGGUACUUUGUUAGUCUGGCAUUCCACUAUGUCGCAAAUUUGGCAAUCGUGACUUCUAAUACUGCGCGUUACUUAUUCAAUUUCAAGUUAGCACCAACGCGGCAGUCUUCGCUGCUGAUAAUCUUGAUAUUGAGUUUUUUUUUAUAUUUUUAAACGGGCAAUAUUUCAAAAGUAUUUUAAUACUUAUUUUGAAGAAACGUGAAAUUAUAAAAUGCAGGCGAUCGGCAUCACGUGGAGGAAACUAGCAACAAACAUACGUAGUUCAAGUUCGGUAACACGCUUAAAAAAAGCCGUUAAAGUAACUUUCAGUGACAAAUAUUUGUUUUACACAAAUGUGACCAUAUCUGUAACGUUGUCGUCAGUGGGUGAUUUACUUGAACAAUGUUAUGAGAUAUCCGUCGGUGAACAGGAAAAGUAUGACUUCAAAAGGACUAUGCAUAUGGGUUUCUCUGGAGCUGCUGUGGGUGUUCUGUGCCAUCAUUGGUACAAAGUUUUAGAUAAAUUUAUUAUAGGAAAAACGUACGAUAUGGUAGCGAAAAAAUUGCUAUUAGACCAAUUAAUAUUCUCUCCGAUUAUGAUUAUAACAUUUUUCGGAAGUGUCGCAUUGUUCGAAGAGAAUCCACUACAGAAUUUUAAGGAGGAAGUGAGAAGUAAAUUUUUAACGCUAUAUCGUGCUGAGUGGAUGGUCUGGCCGCCAGCGCAGAUUAUAAAUUUCUACUUUCUGCCAACGCGGUAUCGAGUUUUAUACGACAACACGAUCUCAUUAGGUUACGAUAUUUAUACAUCACAAGUGAAACAUAGUAAAGGCUUGAAAAGCUCAUCUAAAGAUAAAAUUAUAGGGACCAAAUGAAAUUGUUUACCAAAGCUAAGAAAACUAGUAGUCACCGCUAUGUCUGUUUUAUGUUCAACAAUGUAUUUUAAUGGAUAUGAUUUGUUGAAAUAAAGAGCUUUGCUGUGAUAUUAAAUGAAAUUUAAUAAAAAUAGUUUACAAUGUUUGAAAUGUACAAAUGUUAAUUUAUUUUUGUUAAUCUUUGAAAUAAAGUCAAUUAUAUACGUGCGUAUG
Molecule: messenger RNA, 1452 nt
Organism: Bombyx mandarina (wild silkworm)
Lineage: Eukaryota; Metazoa; Arthropoda; Insecta; Lepidoptera; Bombycidae
Product: mpv17-like protein 2
Biological process (GO): mitochondrial ribosome assembly
Cellular component (GO): membrane; cytoplasm; mitochondrion
Source: RefSeq, a predicted model, not a curated record